CUGCAAUGUUUUUUAGAUGUUGUCAUACCGGUCGAAUCAGCUAAUUGUCUUCAUACGCCUGGGUAUGCAGACGACGUUCACAUCACACCCGGUCGUGCGCCAACUUUUGAGGGACGACGUUUUCCUCCACUACGAAUUCUACCACGACAUACAAAGGAUGACAAUGGUCGGCGAUUCAGAGCACCAUCUUUAUCAAUUGUUAUGCCAGAUCAAGGUGUGAACAAUCAUAGUCAAGAAGCAGUCGCUCAGCAGAACAUUCCGAUGCCAAAAAGCGCUAAAGUAAAGGACAAAUUGUAUUUGCUAGAAGAAGCCAUCGAAAAGCCGAAUGAAAUACACGACGACCGUGAUGUUGCUGGACCGUCGACGAAAAAUUUUGAGCCGAUCUCACGCUCAAAUGAUUCGAUUUUAUACAAAUGGAAGGUGAAACGACGAUGUGACGGUUCACGAUACAUUGUGAAGCGACCGGCACGAAACCAAAUUCUGAAGAAAAGAGCGGCACAACUUGUUCGAGAACGUACCGGUGUCAGUACAGACGACGACGCUAUGAGCGAGCUAAAGCUUGGACAUUUCCAUUCACGUGAAGAGCGUAAGAAACAUUUAGAAGAAGAACGAAGACGAAAGAUUAAAAACCAGCAAAAAAUCGUCGAAUUGAAGAUCUCACCAGCUAAUCAGACGAUUGUGCAACUUUCACAACGGAAAAUGCAACGUCAGAAGGAGAAAAUGCUUCUCGAUGGAUUCGUCACCACACAAGAAGUGUUGAGUCAACGAAAUCCCGACACAACUGCCAAACAUGGAAUCCUUUCUGUCACUACCGUAUAA
Molecule: messenger RNA, 819 nt
Organism: Angiostrongylus costaricensis
Lineage: Eukaryota; Metazoa; Nematoda; Chromadorea; Rhabditida; Metastrongylidae
Source: the annotation of a GenBank genome assembly